UUAGCAGGUAAGGGUUUCAAAUUGAUUCUGGCAAAGUCCAAAGAUUAUUGUUAGAGAAUUUACUCCUGUGUGCAUUACUACAUAGCAAAUUUGUUGACGUGGGUUGAAUAUUAUCACUUUGUUAGACUUGUUUAGUUAUACCUAUUAGAAGAAGAUGACUGAAACAGCAAAGAUCUCUAAAGAGGAGAUAGAAGAGCUUAGAGAUGCUUUUUCAAAAAUUGAUACACAAGAGAGCGGAUACAUUAAUUCCAGUAAACUCCAGGAUCUCUUCAAAGAAGCCAGGCUACCAUUGCCAGGUUACAAAAUACGAGAAAUAGCAGAACAACUAGCAGCCUCUGGAGAUAAGAGUCAGGACCAGAUCAGUUUUGAUGACUUUAUUUCAAUUUUCAACGACCUAAAGAGCAGUGAAGUUGCUAAAACAUUUAGACAGCAAAUCAACNAAAAAGAGGGAAUCUGUGCUAUUGGUGGUACUGCAAACUCCAGUGAAGGAACACAGCACUCAUACUCAGAGGAAGAACGCUUUGCCUUUGCUAACUGGAUCAACAAGGCUUUGGAGAAGGAUCCAGACUGUAAACAUGUCAUUCCUAUGGAUCCCAACAGUGACACUGACCUUUUCGCUGCUGUUGGUGAUGGCAUUGUCCUUUGUAAAAUGAUCAACCUAUCAGUACCAGACACCAUUGAUGAGAGGACAAUCAACAAAAAGAAGCUCACCCCAUUCACCAUACAGGAAAACUUGAAUCUGGCUUUGAAUUCUGCUUCAGCAAUUGGAUGUCAUGUUGUCAAUAUUGGCGCUGAAGACCUAAAGGAGGGAAAAGCUUACUUGGUGUUGGGCCUUUUGUGGCAGGUUAUCAAAAUUGGUUUGUUUGCAGACAUCGAACUAAGUAGAAGCGAAGCCCUGAUUGCCCUGCUCCGAGAUGGUGAAAGUCUGGAAGAUCUUCUGAAACUCUCCCCAGAGGAACUGCUGCUACGUUGGGCUAACUACCAUCUGGAAGGUGCUGGAUGUAAAAAAGUGAACAACUUUAGCUCAGAAAUUAAGGAUUCAAAAGCUUACUUCCACCUUCUCAAUCAAAUUGCACCAAAAGGUGAUGAAGAGGGAGAACCUCCUAUUGUGCUUGAUAUGUCUGGUAUCAAUGAAAAGGAUGAACUCAAGCGAGCAGAGUGCAUGCUCCAGCAGGCUGACAAGCUUGGCUGCAGACAGUUUGUUACGGCAACAGAUGUUAUCCGUGGAAAUCCCAAGUUAAACUUGGCAUUUGUUGCCAAUCUCUUCAACAAAUAUCCAGCCCUUCGCAAGCCAGAGAACCAGGACAUUGACUGGAGUCUCCUGGAAGGUGAAACAAGAGAGGAAAGAACAUUCAGGAACUGGAUGAACUCACUUGGUGUUUCUCCUCGUGUGAACCAUUUGUAUGGUGACCUGGAAGAUGCCUUGGUGAUUCUGCAGCUCCUUGAAAAGAUCAAGGUUCCAGUAGAUUGGAGUCAAGUGAACAAACCACCGUAUCCUAAACUCAGUGCCAAUAUGAAGAAACUUGAAAACUGUAAUUAUGCAGUGCAUCUGGGGAAGAACAAAGCCAAGUUUUCACUUGUUGGGAUUGCAGGUCAAGAUCUGAAUGAAAGCAAGCACACACCAAUUCUGGCCUUGAUGUGGCAGUUAAUGAGAAGGUAUACACUGAAUAUUCUUGAGGAAAUUGGUGAUGGAGAAAAGGUCAAUGAUGAUAUCAUUGUGAAAUGGGUGAAUGAGAAAUUAUCAGAAUCAGGGAAGAACUCAUCUAUUUCAAGCUUUAAGGACAAAGAAAUUAGCACGAGCAUUCCUAUACUGGAUCUGAUUGAUUCCAUUCAGCCUGCAUCAGUCAGGUAUGAUCUUGUAAAAACUGGAGACCUGACAGAAGAAGAGAAACUUCAGAAUGCCAAGUAUGCCAUCUCAAUGGCAAGAAAAAUUGGAGCUCGAGUCUACGCUCUUCCAGAAGAUCUUGUUGAAGUAAAACCAAAAAUGGUUAUGACCGUCUUUGCAUGUCUGAUGGGUAGAGGAAUGAAGAAAGUCUGAAAAAAGAAAACGCAGCAAGAAUGAUGAAUUCUAUUCGUCUGAUCCUACUGUGGAUUCAAUUUACAAACCCAGGACAUUGCUCACUUGAUCUGCUUUGUACCAGAAUCAGAUCUUGGUCUUUUAAUUCAGCUUUGCAACUGCAGGGAAAAAAAAUCAAGUUGAUGGAAUAAUGUUCCGUGGUUUUUCCAUCUCAUGCAAAAAGAAACCUAUAGCAAGGUGCUUACUAGAAUGCAUGCUGAUAGACUUGAGCUGAAGAAUUGCUAUUCGUCUGUGGGAUUUUUGCACUAAAUAUCCAAAGUAGUUUCCUUUUUGGACAAAUACCAAUAAAAAGCAGCAAAUGAUGUUAUUGGUGUAGCGUAUUGUUUAUCGUUCAGCAAUACUAUGCCUUGGACCAAACAUUUUCUGGUGCAGUAAUCUUCGGACGAAAGUUAAGACUAAUAGCUAAUGCUAUAUUAUGAAAAUUGCUCUAGUACCUGCAGCUAAUUUGCUUUAAUGCCUUACUUAUACCAAAACAGGACAUUAAUUGUUGUGGUUUGUAUAACCCUUACACAAUCUUCUCCACUUAAAAAUUGUUUUAUCGAAAAAUCAGUUCCCAGUUGUGCAUGUCAAAGUUCCUGUGGUAAUUCCUGUUCUGGUUCAGCAAUAUAAAAUGGAAGCUAACCAAUCUAGUCCUUAAAAUAAAUGUUUGAAUUAGCUCAAAGGUACCCCAAUGCCAGAAAAAAUAACUGCACUUCAUUGUAUUAGCUAAAUUUUAUACCCAAAAAUAGGUUUGGGUGGGGAAAUGUUUUUAUAUUUUUGUUUAUACACUUCCUAUUAAAUUGAUGCUAGCUAUUGCCAAAAAUGCUGUUAAUUUAAAGUACUUGCAAAGCUGAAAAGCAAAUGAUAUAAAUAUGCCGAUGAACUAAAAAUCAGUUGAUAUGUUGCCAAUAAAAAUACAAAAAAUGCA
This is a messenger RNA of Callorhinchus milii (elephant shark), 2984 nucleotides long. RefSeq names its product plastin-2. The coding region runs from base 155 to 2038 and encodes 627 amino acids. Gene Ontology annotation, cellular component: actin filament bundle; actin filament; cytoplasm. Gene Ontology annotation, molecular function: calcium ion binding; actin filament binding. The record is from RefSeq and is a predicted model, not a curated record. NCBI's taxonomy places the organism in Eukaryota, Metazoa, Chordata, Chondrichthyes, Chimaeriformes, Callorhinchidae. Gene Ontology annotation, biological process: actin filament network formation; actin filament bundle assembly. The transcript is spliced from 16 exons.